This is a messenger RNA of Gekko japonicus, 1845 nucleotides long. RefSeq names its product ATP-binding cassette sub-family G member 2-like. NCBI's taxonomy places the organism in Eukaryota, Metazoa, Chordata, Lepidosauria, Squamata, Gekkonidae. The record is from RefSeq and is a predicted model, not a curated record. The coding region runs from base 1 to 1845 and encodes 614 amino acids. The transcript is spliced from 15 exons. Gene Ontology annotation, molecular function: ATP binding; ATP hydrolysis activity; ABC-type transporter activity. Gene Ontology annotation, cellular component: plasma membrane.
AUGACCUUUUACAACAUCAGCUACACAAUGAAAGUGAAGACAGGCAACUUUGGCUUCCGAAAAACCACUCAAAAAGAGAUUUUAACAGAUAUCAGCGGCAUCAUGAAACCUGGUCUCAAUGCAAUUUUAGGGCCCACAGGAUCUGGCAAAUCAUCCUUAUUAGAUAUUUUAGCUACAAGGAAAGAUCCUCGUGGAUUGACCGGAGAGAUUUUGAUCAAUGGGUACCCUCAGCCUCCAAAGUUUAAAUGUAUGUCCGGAUAUGUAGUACAGGAGGAUAUAGUGAUGGGAACCUUGACGGUGAGAGAAAAUCUAGAGUUCUCAGCAGCGCUUCGGCUGCCUUCUUCUAUGAGCUCCCAGGAGAAGAAGGAGAGAGUUGACCAGAUCAUUAUGGAACUGGAUUUGACUAAAGUUGCAGAUGCCAAGGUUGGCACUCUGUUUACGCGUGGAAUAUCUGGCGGUGAGAAGAAAAGGGUCUGUAUUGGACUAGAGCUUAUCACAGACCCUCCAAUAUUGUUUUUAGAUGAACCAACGACUGGAUUGGAUUCCAGCACAGCCAAUGGUGUCAUGGAGCUCCUAAAAAGGAUGUCGGUGAGAAGGAAAACAAUAAUUUUUUCCAUUCAUCAGCCUCGGUACUCUAUUUUCAAGUUGUUUGACAGUGUGACGUUACUUGCCGCAGGAAGACUUGUGUAUCAUGGCCUGGUUGACAAAGUUCUGCCAUACUUCUUAUCUCUUGGUUUUGUCUGUGAAGCAUAUAACAAUCCUGCAGAUUUUUUGAUGGAUAUCAUUAAUGGAGACUCUACUGCUGCUGCAGCUAGUAGAAUUGACUUCAACACUGCAGACCUGAAAAAGCCUGGAGAAGCGGAGACUGAGAGUAUCGCAGAAAAGUUAGCCAAACAGUAUUCUCAGUCUGCUCAGUGCAUAGAGAUGGAAGAGGAAUUAAAGCAGCUGUCUUUAGAGAAUAAAAAAAGAAAGACGUCUUACCUUCUUAUUCCGUACUCCACCUCCUUCUUCCACCAGCUCCAGUGGGUGUCCAAGCGCACGUUUAAAAAUCUGAUAGGCAAUCCACAAAACUCUACAGCUCAGAUCUUUAUUACAACUGUUCUGGGAAUAAUCAUUGGACUUAUUUUUGCACGUGUUAAAAAUGAUGUCACUGGCAUUCAGAACAGAGUUGGAGUUUUAUUCUUCUUGACAACCAAUCAGUGUUUGAAUAGUGUUACUACAGUUGAACUUUUUAUCACGGAGAAAAGGAUUUUUAUGCAUGAAUACAUAAGUGGCUACUACAGAGUGUCUGCAUAUUUCUUCUCAAAGAUAAUAGCUGACAUGAUACCCAUGAGGACUUUACCUGGAAUCAUCUUCACCUGUUUAAAUUAUUUCAUAAUAGGAUUCAAGCCUACUGCACAAGCCUUCUUCAUCAUGAUGAUCACCCUCAUAUUGAUCGCCUAUGCAGCCAGUUCACUCUCUCUAGCGAUCGCAACGGGACAGAGCGUCUCAUCGGUUGCCAACCUCCUCAUCAACAUUUGCUUUGUUUUUAUGAUUCUUUUCUCUGGCUUGUUGGUAAAUAUCACGACCAUUUCUCCCUGGCUGCUGUGGCUGCAGUACUUCAGUAUCACUCGGUACGGGUUGAACGCUUUGCAAAUCAAUGAGUUCACUGGUCUGACGUUUUGCAAGGAUUCCACACAUGGGCUUAAUGUGACCUGUCUCACUCCUAAAGAAUAUCUGAGGAUACAAGGCAUCAGCAUAACUCCUUGGGGCAUCUGGCAGAACUACGUGGCUCUCCUAUGCAUGACAGUCAUUUUCCUCGCCAUUGCCUACACAAAGUUGAGACUUCUAAAAAAAUAUACUUGA